Molecule: messenger RNA, 993 nt
Organism: Ochotona princeps (American pika)
Lineage: Eukaryota; Metazoa; Chordata; Mammalia; Lagomorpha; Ochotonidae
Product: olfactory receptor 51T1
Exons: 1
Coding region: 19-993 (324 amino acids)
Biological process (GO): G protein-coupled receptor signaling pathway
Cellular component (GO): membrane
Molecular function (GO): olfactory receptor activity; G protein-coupled receptor activity
Source: RefSeq, a predicted model, not a curated record
GUGUGUCCUCAACUCAACAUGUUCAUGUUCAAUAAUACCACAUCAUCACCCUCAAACUUCCUCCUCACUGCCUUCCCCGGGCUGGAACUUAAUCACGUCUGGAUCUCCAUUCCUGUCUGCUGUCUGUACACCAUUGCCCUCUUGGGAAACAGCAUGAUCUUGCUUGUCAUCAUCAACGAGCGGAGACUGCACAAGCCCAUGUACUAUUUCCUUUCCAUGCUGUCAGCUGUUGAUCUAUGUCUGACCAUCACAACCCUUCCCACUGUGCUUGGGAUUCUCUGGUUCCAUGCCAGGGAGAUCAGCUUUAAAGCUUGCCUCAUUCAAAUGUUCUUCUUGCAUAUCUUCUCCUUCCUGGAGUCCUCCGUGUUGGUAGCCAUGGCCUUCGACCGUUUCAUGGCUAUCUGCAACCCAUUGAAGUAUGCUACUGUCCUCACAGACAUGAUGAGUCUGGUCAUCGGACUGGUCAUCUGCAUACGAGAAAUCAUUUUUGCAGUUCCCUGUGUUCUAGCCUUGAAGAAUAUGUCUUUCCAUGGAGGACAAGAGCUUUCCCACCCAUUUUGCUAUCACCCAGAUAUGAUCAAAUACACACUUUCCAACAACUGGAUCAGCAGUUUCUGGGGCAUGUUUAUUCUGCUCUAUCUGAAUGGCACGGAUUUACUGUUCAUUAUUUUCUCCUAUGUCCUUAUCCUCCGCACUGUUCUGAAUAUUGUGGCCCCCAAAAAGCAGCAAAAAGCUCUCAGCACCUGUGUCUGUCACAUCUGUGCUGUUACUGUUUUCUAUGUGCCAAUGAUCAGCCUCUCUCUGGCACACCGCCUUUACAGUUCCACCCCAAAGGUGAUCUGCAGUGUUCUGGCUAACAUCUAUCUGCUCUUACCACCUGUUCUGAACCCUAUCAUUUAUAGUUUGAAGACAGAGACGAUCCGCCAGGCAAUGUUACAGCGGCUCUGGUCCAGGGGUUCACAGGUUCUCAGUGGGAGAGGUCAUAGAAGGUGA